Messenger RNA from Bicyclus anynana (squinting bush brown), 14594 nucleotides. RefSeq lists its product as uncharacterized. Lineage: Eukaryota; Metazoa; Arthropoda; Insecta; Lepidoptera; Nymphalidae. The record is from RefSeq and is a predicted model, not a curated record. The coding region runs from base 447 to 4490 and encodes 1347 amino acids. The transcript is spliced from 23 exons. Gene Ontology annotation, cellular component: piccolo histone acetyltransferase complex. Gene Ontology annotation, biological process: regulation of transcription by RNA polymerase II.
AUUAAAAUAUUUUUAUUUUUAUUUAGUGCAUUAAAUCAAAUUAUUUAUUAGUAAGCUAUAAUUAAUAAAUUUAUUUUUUUAUAAUUGUGUAAAUUAAAUGCGUUCGAAUGCAUAUUUCUACAAAAAAAUUAAAGAAGACACGAAAAUGUCGGAUUUGUUCCCGCGUGUUUCCUUCCCGCGCACGUCUGGCUAGCUGGAAGUUGGUCAUGGUCGUCCGCCAAACGGAAAGCCGCCAUGAUGGCUUUCUGUAAAGAACGCUCAAUAUGUAAAGUUUCGUUUAUGUUUUUCAUUAAUUGUGACUGAGUGUGUGCAAAAAUUAACCAUGGGAACGAACUAGAGUGUGCAAAGUGUAGUUUAAAGUCCUUUAGGACCUCCUGGAGGAGCUAUAAAGUGUUUUAUAAGUGCAUUUGUGUGUCGACGCUAGCGUGUUUUGUUCUGUCAACAAAAUGUCGAAGCUCUCGUUUAGGGCGAGGGCCCUGGAUGCAUCGAAACCAAUGCCCAUAUAUCUCGCCGAGGAGCUUCCGGAUUUACCGGACUACUCGGCGAUUAAUCGUGCUGUACCUCAAAUGCCCUCUGGUAUGGAAAAAGAGGAGGAAAGUGAGCACCACCUCCAGAGGGCGAUAUCGGGCACGGGGCUCAUCAUCCCCACGCCGGAGGUGUGCCAGGUCUCCGACGUGGAGUUCUACGAGCGGUGCUACCCGCCCGACUACAAGAUGCCCAAGCAGCACAUACACAUGCAGCCAUUAUGGGAGGAACAAGAGACGCCAGAGUACGACAUCGACACAGAGGACGAGCGAUGGCUGAAGCAGCAGCGGCGCCCCGAGCUUACAGAGCUAAAGUUCGAGCAAAUGAUGGACAAGCUGGAAAAGAGCUCGGGGCAGACGGUGGUGACGCUGAACGAGGCCAAGCUGCUCCUGGAGAGGCACGACGACCUGGUCAUCGCCGUCUACGACUACUGGCUCAACAAGCGGCUCAACACUGGCUCUCGGGCACAAAUGGACUGCGUGCACACUGGUAAUGGGGGGACGCUGGCGGUCAAGAGUGCCGGCACGCGAAGGAAAUUAGCAACUGUCUUCGACAAGCGAGCGCAACACCCGCUGAUACUGUCGGUGAAGACGGAGGGCCGGCCGGGCCAGUCGACCAACAACCCCUACCUCGCGUUCAGGCGGCGCACUGAGAAAAUGCAGACCAGGAAGAACAGGAAGAACGACGAGAGCUCGUACGAGAAGAUGCUGAAGCUGCGGCGCGACCUGGCGCGCGCGCUGUCGCUGCUGGAGCUGGUGGCGCGUCGCGAGCGGGCCAAGCGCGAGCUGGUGAAGCUCACCGCGCUGCUGGCCGAGCGCCGGUACGUGGCGGGAGACUUCGCCAGCCAGCUGCUGCCAGACCCGCCGCCGCGCACUCAGUACACGGCGGUGCCCAUAACAUCGGCUAGCUUCCGCCGCGACUACACCGUGCAACACUACCCACCGAGAGCACCGCCCACCCCAGUCGAUCAGCCUAGACAGCGAGAGAAGCGUCCGUACAAGAGACGGAAGCAUCGCCACCACCAGCCCACUGCACACCCUCACAGAGAUUCUGGUGUGUGCACUUCGUCGGAAGAGGAGCCGGCGCCUCCGGACGACGGGCCCUUCGCCUUCCGCCGGAAACCGGGCUGCUUCUACGAGAUGCCCACAUCAACGUUAUAUGGCGAGCCUUUGGACCCCGACAACACAACUAAAGAUGGACUAUUUGAACACGAAAUGGACGAGAGGGCGAGGUUUACACUAACAUCAAUCAACCACCCCUACCCCCGGUGCAUAGGAUUUGCUCGGAGAAGAGUAGGCCGGGGCGGGAGAGUACUGUUAGAUCGAAUAGCGACCCCCCUCGACGACCUUUGGCCCAACCUACCCUUCAGACAUCCGCACAGUUCAGAGGACAGAGCGCGGCGAGACGAAGAGGUUGAUCUAGAAACAAAACCACACAGGACACCGAAGGAAAUGACGAGAGAUUACCACACGGGCGGCAAACACCCCUGGCGGCACGCUUUCAGAAAACAUCUCGCCAAGAACCCCCACCUGUGGACCGAUCCCGUCAAAACGGAAGCCGACGACCUCAAACUCGACAGGUUCUACGACGACGACGUCAAACUCGAAGUCGACGACUUCAGACUCGACGAAGACGAUGUCAAGGUCACUGUCGACGAUGUCAAAAACUCGGACACUGCAACUGCGGAUGUUAAAGUGGAAACAAUGGAAGUUGAUGAAAAAGUGUUACCGGAAAGUGAUAAUGUAUUACCUAGUGUUAGUGAUAGUGCGUUUAGUGUUAGUGCCAGUGGGCGGGCGAGGACUAUAGAUAGUGGGGUGAAGGAGAACCUCGACAGGGUGAUGAGGAAGAGGGCCUGGUCGGGCUGCAGUGACAGCAGCUACGACUCGGACGAGAGCCUGCAGCCUGUUGAGAGGGAGUUUGAAAAGUUCAUCAAUGAAGUUAAUAAGAAAUGGUUACACUUCCGGCCGAAAACGCCCCCGCCCUCGCCCCCGCCAGCCGACACGCCCUCGGACGAGCAGUUCCCGCUGGCGCGCGACACGCCCAUCACCGUGCAGCUGUCGUCCGGCCCGCCGUCCGGCGCGCUCGACACCUUCACCACGGCAGAGUUCACGCUCGGACAGCUGUUCGGGGACAUUCACCCUGAGAUUGAUAAUAACAGUAGCUUAGACACCAGUGGAGAAGAUUUACUAGAGAACUUCACCGGCUUAACCGAGGCCCAAGUGGAGAGCAUACUAUCGGAGACGGAUCUCAAGAGUUUCUCCGAAGAGAAGAAGCUGCCCAUGACGGAAGACAUCCUGGACGAGCUGGUGAAGAAUGUGGACUCAAAGGAUCCUUUUUUAUCGCAAGGCCAGAGUUUGGGGGGGCGUGCAAACUCUGGUCGAAAGAAACGCGCGGAUGCAUUCGGAUCGAGCGUCGUGCACGUGGUCGGCGCGGACAUCGAACCUGUGUACCUCGAGAAGGUGAUUGUGCCGCCCAGCGAAGCGCCCAAGGAGGUUAAGCCGCCUAAAGAGGUGGUGAAGUCCCCGGUACCCACGUCUAAGAUCAUAGUGGAGGAAGUGAACGAAGUGCCACAGAUGAGGGCGGAGCGCCGCCGGCCCGCUGAAGCGCCCGCCGAAGCGCCGCCGCCGCGCACCGUGCAGUUCAAGGCCUUGCAGAAACACUCUCCCCUGAAGAAGCACAUAAUAACGUCGGCGGCGCACCGGCGGAGCGGUGACGUCACCGUCGUGACGUCGGACGCGCAGCAGCCGCAGAUCGUCACCGUCGCCGUCUCCGACAGCCUGAAGGUGCGGCUGCAGCAGAGCCAGGGCGCGGCGGGCGCGUGCUCCAGCGCCGGCACUGUGGUGGGCCUGCUGCAGAACGGGCCCUUCACCGCCGUCGCGCUGCCCGUGCACAACGUGCAGCACAGGGACAUCGGUUCAACGGCAGUAGUGAGUGUGGGCAACGUCGUGACGGCGGGCACAGGGAAGGCGACCAACGUGCCCACCGUCGCCAGCAUAGCCAACGCGACCCGACGCGUGUCCGCGCCGCUGGUGCAGCUCGCGCCCGCGGCGUUGGGCCACAAGCCGCUGCAACUGCACCACCACCCGUCAGUGGUAGUAACGCCCCAGAUGCACCACGUCAACCCGAGCAAGCUAAAAGUGCUGCACGCGCACCCGCUGACCAACACCCAACGCGCUCAGCUGCUGGCGCAGAACCGGUCGCUGGGCCAGCUGCCGGCGGUGGUGUCGCUGGCGGCGUUGGGCGACGCCAAGCCGCCGGCGGCCGCGCUGCUGAAGGCCGCGCCGGGCUCCGUGGCGCAGUUCUUCGAGAUAAAGGGCGGACAGCUCGGAAAAGGCCCUCAUCUAGUCAACGUGCUACGCCAACCGCCGCCCGUGAAAGCGAACGUGGCAUUCAACGAUGCGGCUAAAAAGCGCCAAGUAGUCUUCGACGGCACGCUGAAAGGCAAUGUGGCUGCCGCCCGGCCGCACAGAGUCAGCCUCAGCGUCGAUGGGCGGCAGAUCGUGCGCGCCGCGCUGCCCGCCGUCCGCCACCAGAUACAGCUGAAGAACAGAACCCUGCAAGUGACCGCGCCCAUGGCGAGGAGUUCCUCUGAGCCGUCGACGAGUAUCAGCAUACCGCCCAAGACGGCCUCGAUACCCAGCUCCGUGGUCGCCAAUCUGCUGCAGAAGAAUGUGCAACUGCCUAAAGGUCAGAAGAUAGCUAUAUCGGGUCCCGGCGGGCAGGCGCUGUCGGCCAACGUGCAGGCGAUAGCGUUCACCACGGCGCAGCUCAAGGCGCGGCAGGGCCGGCUCAUGGCGCAGCCCAGGCCUACGCCGGGCAGCGAAAUCGUCGAAGCGUCCACCGCACCGACGACGUCGUCGAACAGCGCGAACAUGAGCGCAGAGGUCGCAACAGACGGCGACGACGGCGCGACCAACGGCGUGCGCAGACGGCCGACCGACACGCUGCCGAUGGAGGUCACGUGACAACCGGGCACCGAACCCAGAGCCCCCGGUGUCGACAGUGUUACAAGUGCAGUGUGUAGUGAUCUGGCACGAACCAUAAACAAUGCGCGCCAUAGAGGAGGAGUUACGACAGAAAGUGAUUUGAGUACCGUAAACAACAAAGUUACAGAAGAAAUAACUAAUUUGCGUACUGUAGACAACAAUGGUAAAGAAGAAAUAUCAAGAUAUGGUGAUUUGUGUACCAUUCCCAACAACGAUAAAGAAGAACUAACAAGAAUUAAUCAUUUGUGUACUGUUAACAUCAAUGUUGAAGAAAAAAUAACAAGAACCAUUCAUUUAUCUACUGUAAACAACAAUGCUGAAGAAGAAAUAACAAGGAACAUAUAUUUGUGUACCAGAAACAACCAUGUCAAAGAAGAUAUAACAAGAAACAUUGUCUUGUUUACCAUUAACAUUGAUAUCAAAGAAAAUGGUGAUGAAACAAACAUUGAUUGGCAAACAAUAUACAAAAAUAUGGUAAAACAUAGAGAACAAAUAACAAUAUCCAUUAUCUUGUGGAAUUUUAACAACAAUAUAGAGGGAAAAUUGGCAACAACAAACAUGUAUUGGUGCUCUUUUAACAACAAUGUGUUACAUAGAGAAGAAUCUGAUUUGUGUACCUUAAACAACAAUAUAAAGGUGCUUAUUGAAAUUACGGCACCAAUCAAUUUGCAUUUUAUCAACAUUAUCAAAGUACAUGAUAAAGAAAUAAAUUUAGAUCCUUUGAACAACAAUAUAAAGGACAAAACACCAACUGGACGCGAUAACCUUACCAAGGAUUGUAAAGAGACAAUAAUGUGCAGUGAAAAAAAUGAACUUGUGUUUAUGGUUUAUGAGAAAUUCAAAGGUAAUUUUGAAAAUACUCAAAUGCUUUUUAAACAAUAUUUUAAUGAAAAUAGUGCACAUUUUAAGAGUUAUUUUAAGAAAUGUUCUAGAAAUAUUGUAAUGGAUUUUAAAGUAUUAAAAAAAUAUCUCAAUGUCUCUAUUAUUGAUAUCAAUGUAGCAAUCAUAAAGAAAUUGUUUAAAACCAAUGUCUUUGCUAAAAGCUUGUUAAUUCAAUGGCCUAAAUGAAAUAUAAAUUAAAUAUAUAGGACAAAUAUAAUCAUAUAAACAAGGCAUUCCAGCUUUCAUGCAUUCAUCUGUGACAAAAUAAAAUAGAGAAAUAAAUUCAAUAGUUUAACAGACGUUUUGAAGCUAUCCGGGGAUCCUUAAUCAUGAACUUGUUCAUGCUAGUUCUGAUUUAUUGACAUAUGUGCAUCUUGUCACAACACUGAACUGAAAGCUGCCUGUGAAAGAAUCUGAUGAUCAUGGGACUGUAGCUUUUAGCCUUAGAGAGUUGUUGUAUUAGCCAUUGAAAGCUCGGCUUCUGCUAGCCGUUGGGUUGCUCUCUGGCAGUGUCUUUGUGGUUGAUCAAACUCCCUGGCAAAUUCACAGUCACAGUGCUAAAAUAACACAGAAAACUUAAUUUAAAAAAUAUGUCUAGUAAAUUUAUCCAAACGUCAAAAACACUUGUCCAUUUUUGACGUCACAAUGUUACUUGAUGUCACUAAAGGAAUAAACGUCAAACUAAUUAUUAACUAACAAUUUUGUCUAACACUCUGUUUGCUUAAGGUUUAGUGUUAAUAUGAAAAAUCAUGAAAAAGUUAAAAUAUCAUGGCUGACAGUUUUGACUCGUAUUUUCAAAAAUAUAAAAAAAAAAUUCACAUCUCAAAAAAAUUUUUUUUUAAUCUAGCAGAAUGCUAAUGAGCAAUUUAAAAAAAUACUAUUUAAAUAAAAGUAUCAACUAGCCUAUUUGACUACAUGUUGCUCUUGUCCCAUAACAAUCUCUCUUCAUGUCUUAGGCCUGAUUUAUAUAGUAAACAUAAAUGAUUAUGUGAAGAGUAAUGUUGAUGAUUUGAUGAUAUAAUAUCAUCAUCAUAAUCAUUAACAAUAUUUGCGAUUGCAAAGAAAUUAGCCCAGAUAUCCUAUUUUAUAGGAUAUCUGGGCUAAUUUAAAAAAAAUUUAGGCAAAGUAAACUUAACUCAUGACAAAUUGAACUUGCAAAUUUGGCAAAGAAAUUGGUAUAUAUAUUUUAUUUUAUGAAUAAAUAACUUGGUUUUGGUUGUACAGUCGAAACAAGCGUGUAUUUCAUUUAUUAAUAAUAAUAAUUCCAAAGUGCAUUCUUGCUUUGCUGAUGCUACUUCAGUUUCAUAUACCUACGUACUAAUACAACCAAGACCAAUUCAAUCAUAAAAUAGUAUAUUUACAUGAAAUCUCGAUAUUAUAAACAUUUAAAGUUAUUCUAUUUUCGGAAAACGCUUCUGCUUUGUGUGUAGUAGUAACAACACAAACGCGUUUAUGUGUUUCUAAGUACCGUCAGCACAGUAGUAAUGCAUUUUAAAUUUUUUGAAAUUAUAUUGUGGGGGUGUGUGUCACAUCGACACCCGUUUACUAAAAAAACAGUAGCAUAGCCAUAACUUACAUACAGAUGAUUUAUUAACAAUCUUUCUGUUUUUCUUACGGCCAUAGUUUCACACAAAAUCCCAGUUGUCUGACCUUAUUAUUAUAAUCUGGCAAGUUUGUUGAUGAGACUCUCAUGGUAUGCGGGCGACGGGGGAAAGACGGCGCGGGUGUGAAAUCGUGCGUGCGGGGAAGUGAGGUGCAUCAGUCGUGGGUUUUUCAUUCAUCGCUACAUGCCCCCCCCGGCCCGCGCGUACCAUCGAGAGUGUUACGAACGAAGUUGCCAAGUAUUACCAAAGCAUCUUCUGAAAAUAGAAUAUCUUACUAUAGUGCGAUACAAAAGAGUAGAAAAUAAAUGAGGGCACUUAUUGUGGUUCAUAGGGCAACACUGUGUUCUGUCAUCCACUUGGGAUUGCAACUACCUUGAUACUUGAUAAUAAUUGAUACUUUGUUUUAUAUUGUUGCUGUUGAAAAUAAUAUUACUAUCUGAUAUAAAUAAAUUAAUAACUAUAUUUGGAAAAUACUAUCUAGCAGCGGCGAAGAGUCCAUAUAUGCCGAUUCCCGCCGGGUUACCUUUUAAAAAUCCGUACAUACAUAUUCAUUAUUGUAAUGAAUAUGUACAUAAGUAUGAAAAACCGGAGUUUGUAUCAAGUGGUAUGAAUUUCCUUUUCUUUGGGACGGCUUGCCUUCGUCAUAAUUCCAUCCUUCGCCAGUGCUAUCUAGCCUCACAGUAAGCAUCAUAUGAUAUGGGUAAGGUAGCUGAUUUCAUGAUUUACAUUUAAUAAAUAUAAAUAAAUUCAAGUUAAUCUCAUCAAAAUAAAUUAUAUUUAUUGUAAUUCGUUUGGUGAUUAUUGGAAUUUCCACUUUGAUUUUAAUAAUUUGGUAAAACUAUCAAUAAUUAUUGGUUGCUCUAUAAUGACAGUAAAUGUGUGUGUUGCCACACAGUGAGUUUAUAAGUUCCAUUUUUAUUAACUUCUACUCUUUUAUGUCGCACUGUACUACAUUGUAUAAAUGAUAAUCCCCAAUGAAUAUGGUCCAUUAUAGAUUUAAAGCAAGCUUCGUUAAAAAUAAUUUAAGUGGCUGUGACAUAGUUAAUACAUAUGAAAAAAACCUUUUGCCGGGCGAAUGCCAGCCUUAGCUGUACAUUAAUAUAAUUUAAAUCGUAUAUUUAUGUAUUUACACAAUUUUUUUUUUCGAAUAUUCUCCAAAAUUGAUUGAUUUAUGUCAAAGUAAAGCUUCUAAUAACUAACAUAAUAAGAAAAAUAAAUUAGAUUGGUGUAGCAGAAUUUUAAAUAAAUAUAACUAGCAGACCUCCUUAAUUCGGCCAUGUUGCUUAAUCCGUUCUUAGCGUACGUCUAGUUAACAAUAAACUACCUCCCUGCCAAAUUUCAUUUUUGUAUGUCAAGCGGUAAAAGUAUGAUGAAAAAAUACAGAAAUGACGGGAAUCGAACCCAUGUCUAUGGCUAUAGAGGCCAGAAAGCUUAUCCACAUGAUCACAGUCCCAUAUACCACUACUAUAAUGACAUACGUCAUUAUAAUUAUUUUUAUUAAAUUAUAAAAAUAAUUAUUAUUUUUAUUAAAUUAUAAAAAUAAUUAUUAUUUUUAUUAAAUUAUAAAAAUAAUUAUUAUUUUUAUUAAAUUAUAAAAAUAAUUAUUAUUUUUAUUAAAUUAUAAAAAUAAUUAUUAUACUAUAAGAUUUUUUCUCUUGUUUACUGUUAAUCGUACUCCCUUUUUUUUACUGUUUCUUACUUUUUGUUUGUAAAUUUUGAACAAAUUUUUAAAUUUGAAUACUAAAUUAAUAAUGUAUUGUGUAUUUAAAACCUUGCGUUGAUGCGUUGGUCAGAUCAAAUCCGCACCACUCUCGAUACAAAAGUACACGAUGCUCUACAAGUCGCGAAAAGCCGAGCCGCAUGGCGUGACAUCGUGCGGAAAAAGUUAUGAAUGUGUGAUAGGGGUCACGACCCUCAGUAAUGAGGAACACGACGCGGAGAGAGAGAGAUUUAAAACCUUACAUUUUGAAAACCCUUAUGCAAAUUUUAUUUCGGGCUGGCAUUUGCGCUUAGGUUUCCUUCUAGCGAACAUUCUGUAGUUUAUAUUAUUAUUAUUAUAAUUAUUUUCACGCAAAGAGAAAAAAAAACGUGUAACAAAAAAUAAAUGCGCGAUUCAAAUCGCCCUUGAGUGUAUAAUGUAUAAUAUAAUUAUUAAUUAUUAAAUGUAUGAGAAAAAAAAAUCAAUUUUGUAAUAUAAUGAAAAAAAAAAACAGCAUUGUAAUGGAUGUAUUAUAUAGUUUGUAUGUGUAUCAUAUUAUUAUUAUUAGUUGUCUGGCCGGUCCAGUGAUGUAUGGAAAGUGAAAAGUGAGUAAAACCCCUCCUUAUAUUUCCUUAGGAUUUUUUUUUAAAUGUAUUAUAUUGUAUGUUAUUUUGUAUCUACAAUGGUUAUUUGUAUGGUUGACAUUGUAUGGUAGUAUACUAGCCAGCCUAUAUAUUCUAAAUAUGUCCUAGUCGAUGUAUUUAUUUUCAUUUAUAGGAUACUAGCUGACGCCGCGCCGUUUCACCCGCGUGGUUCCGGUUCCCGUAGGAAUACAGGGAUAAUAUAUAGCCUAUAUCCUUCCUCGAUAAAUGGGUUAUCUAACACUGAAAGAUUUUUUCAAAUGGGACCAGUAGUUCCUGAGAUUCAACCAAACAAACAAACUCUUCAGCUUUAUAAUAAAAUGCUCGCUUAAAAUAAAAAUGACAGCGACUUACGGCUGAUAGUUCUCUCGAGAUGUAAAUUAUUAUCUUUGUCCUAUUCUUGCCCUAGUUGGAUCUGUUUGGCUAUUGAUUGGCAUAAAUCUAUGUUUUCACCAAGUUCAGGCUAAGAGGAGUUACUUUAUGACUUAUGGAAUCAUACAUAUAUCUAUAUUGGGUACAGCAAUUUUUAUCAAAAUCGGACAAGUCGUUCUUGAGGUGUCUUAUGUAUAUAUAUAACUCUAUGGUUAUAUAAUCGCUUUCUUUUGGUUUCUUUCGCCUUCUUUUUCUUCUUUUACUCAAAAUAUAUCUUAGUAGAGUUAUCAGUAGUUUGAUAGUAGAAGGAUAAAAAGUUAAAAUCUCGUGAUUUUUUUUAACAUUAUAAUAUAUUACUAGCGGAAAACCGUGAUCUCAUAGACGUAUGUUUUCCAAAAAUCCCGCAUGAUUUUAUUGGGAUGGAAUUAUGUGUUAAUCCAAGGUAUAUUCUACCUUUGUUUCAUAUUUCAGCCAAAUCGGUUUAGUAGUUGCGGCGUGAAGUAGUAACAAACAUAAAGACACACACAGAUUGUCACACAAACUUUCGCCUUUAUGUUAUAUUAGUGUGAUUUAUACAAUAAAAGAUUAGUCGCAAAAGUCAUACGAUUUAUCACCAACCAUACAACUAACCAUUUUAAAAAGACCACUGUCAAAUUUAUUUGUGCACGCAAUCUCUUACUCAAUACCCUAUCAAGUGUGUCAUAAAUAAAUUUGACAGACACUAUUUAUGAUCUUGAUUACAUUCACAGUAAUAUGACAGACAAUCGAGUACUGAAUAGUCAAAUGGUAAAAAAUAGGCCUAGAAAGAGCGUUCACAACUGACGUAAAGUAAUCGCAAAUUGUUAAAAGGUGAACUUUCCGCCCUAGUGAGACAAAUUGCAUUGUUUGUGUGCUUAAUGUGAACAGCGUUAGGUUAUCUAUAUGGAAAUUGUGAUUUAUAAAAAACAGUAAAAAAUUACAAUUAAACUUAUUAUUACUUGAUAGUUUAUUAUUUAUUAAAAUAUUACCCAUAGUGUAACCUAACAGAAAACUUUUCUGCGGUGAAUUAUUUUACCAGUAAUGCUAAUAUGCGAAAAACGAGAUAAUAUCGUGGAGAGAAAUAGACAUAUUUCAACCAAUGGUGGUGCAACUACCACUACGUGGAAAUUGAAAAGGCUGGGACAACUCCGCCUCCAUUUUGUCGAAUUUUGUCUAUUUCUCUGCACUUGGGUCGCGUGUUAGCACUACUGGUGCAAACAAAAAAAAACAGUACGUUUUUAAUUUGAUGUGCACUUUCACAAUAUUACUGCUGUAACUCACCACUUUUUUCUUAUUUAUUAUUGUUUAAAAAUUCAUAGUUCAGAGAAGCGUUCACAAACUUUUUCAUCAAGCUAUGUUUGACAAACAUUUUUCAUCAAGCCAUGUUUGACAAACACUUUCAUCAAGCCAUUUUUGACAAACAUUUUUCAUCAAGCCAUGUUUGACAAACACUUUCAUCAAGCCAUUUUUGAGAAACAUUUUUCAUCAAGCCAUGUUUGACAAACACUUUCAUCAAGCCAUUUUUGACAAACAUUUUUAUCAAGUACUUAAUGUUUCACAAACAUUUUUAUCAAGCCAUGUUUGACGAACUUAUUGAUCAAUGAAAAACAUACGCUUCAAACUAAGCUUUAACGAUGUUUGACAAACACGUUUGAUUUGACGAAUACAUAAGUGCUGGAACUAACAUAUACAGUUUAUGAACCAUGUCACGGUGAUCGCCAUUUUGAAAAACCUUGUACUAAAAUUGCCACCCUCACUUUAGGGGUUCCCUAACGAUGCUAGGGGCGUUGUUUACGUCAGAUGUGGACGAAUGGGGUUAGGGCAAGCUAAAUAAGUGAAAUGCAAGGUCUGUUUAAAUUUUAAGGUUAGCUUUUCAGUAUUUGUGGGUUACCCGAACGUGAAAUAACUAAUGUUUCUUUGAACUUUUCCAUUUUAUUCAUACGUUUUUUCAUGUUCGACCUUGAAAGAAAGCUGUGUGUUUUCCGAUCUACGCUUAAUUUGGUUACAUGUGAAAACUGCAAAACUAUUUAUUAGUAUACUCAGUGGCACAAUUAUCCGCCCACUUUAAUAUACUUGCGUCUUAUUAAUAAAGGGCGGAUAAUUGUGCCUCUAAUAUAUAAGAGCGCUAAGACAGACAACAGAACUUUUUGUGUUUAGGUUUUAGCGCUCUGCUCUGUCCCGAUUUUUGGAUUUUUUUUUUUUUUUGAUAUCCUCUUAUAUAGAAUUAUAUUAGUUUAUGAAAGAGACGUUAGUUAUUUUAUGUUUGCAAGCUUUCGUGUAUACUAAUACAUAUGACUAUAUUAUGUACAUUUAUUGUGUCACUGUGUAUAUUAUUAAAAUUAAUUACUUAGAAACCUAAUAUGAAUCAAGUCAUCUACUUUUAAAACCAUAUUUUUUUUCCAACUACAAAAUGAAUGGCCGUUAGCCGAAUCUAGUGAGCUCAUUUGGUUAAUAAUAUUUUGUUAUUUUUAGGCCAGAUUAGCUAAAUGGUAAGAUUUGUUCUAGGAUGGUCUAACAGUCCAAUAUUGGACUAUGUGAUGCUCUAAAAACUAUUAAAAAAAUCAGUAUAUUGUCAUAUUACAAUACGUGCUUAUCUCUGACGCAACGGUAACCAUUGUUUGGUGGAUGGUUUUGGCUCGAAACACAAAUAGUUACUCGUAACUGAUAUUUAGUUUGCUAUCUUCAAUAUUACUAUCAUAUUUUGUUCUUUAGAGAAAAAAAUCUUUUUCCACUAUAACCUGUAAACUUUCAGCCUAUUUCUAACGAUAUAUUUUCAUAGUUUCAGAAAUUCCUAUGUAUAUAUGUAUAACAUUUUAAAUCUAAUAAUCUUUGUAAUUCUGUGUGUGGAUUUAAAAGUUAAACUUUUAAUCAAAACUUUUCUCAAUUUUGUAAAACUGAAUUAAAUUUCUAUUGUAAUGUAAAUCUCGAAACUACGUGUAAGUGGGGUUUAAUUGUUUGUGAAAAAAAAUCAACAUAUGAACUUUUUUUAAUAAGUACUACGAGUAUUUGAUUGAUAGGCACUUUUGAAACGUCAAAUUUUUACGAUUAAUUUGAGGAAAAUCGUCAAGAUACCCGACAGUUGCUCUUUUAAAGUAAUAUUUUUUUUAUUACAAUAUUAUCAUCCAUAGACGCCAUCCAUCGUCCAUUAUCUGAAAUAACCCAGAAGAAUGUUUUGCGGGUAUUUGAAAGAAUUUUGAGGGUAGAAUUUUUUGCUAUUAUUCUGUUUUAUGACGUCAGAUGUAAUACGUAAGCUGAUGUCUUAUCCGCGAUAACAAAUAUUUGUAUCACUAGUUUACUUUUAUCUGGGCUCUCAUUGAUCGUCAUAAUUUUUAAGCUUGUUUUAAAUAAAACAAAAUUUCAACUUGAAACUUAAAAACAUUAGUGAUUUAGUUAUUGUAAACACGUUACUUCAUUUGUUACACGUAAAUUUCUCAAUUAAAAAAAAAUGCCUAAAAAUAUUUCUACCCUCUUUCGAGAGUAUCUUAUAUUGGAUGGACACUCCAACCCCCUUUUAUUAUAUUCCUAAAGAUAACGGUGACGAUGUAGAUUACGCACUUCUUUUUAGAGAUUUAUGUAAAACCGAUUGUCAGCAAGUGUAUAAUGUUUUAACAUACCUAAUUAUUGUGAAAUCCAUGAAAAUUACAUAAAGAAUCUAUUGAUUAUUUAUUAUUGAUGUGUAUAUGUAGAAUUUAGAAGAAAAAAAUGUGUCUGUUAGCUUACACUUAGAUAUUAUAGUAGGUAAAUGAAACAAAGGUAACGUGAAUUAUCACUAACUAUUCUAUCGAAAUAAUAUUAUAUGUAAAUUGAGGGUAGACAAACUACAUCCAGACAAAAAGUUACUAAUUUAAAGAAUAUUUUAACUCUACCUCUUUUUAUUUGUAAUCAUAUCUAUUGCUACUUCUAAUAUGAAAUCCAUGCUCUUGCAUUUGUUAUGAAAGUUAUAAUUCUGAGGAUAUCUGAAAAAUUCUUGAAUAGUUAAGUGAUUGAAUUUGCCUCUAACUACCGAUUGCCGCAGUUAAAGUGUAGUUUCUUUUUCGGAAUUUAAAUUUUCGAUUCCUAUAAAUGUAAUUAGAGAUUUUAACGCAAAACUAAGAAAAAAUGUUACGGCAAAAAAUAAAAUAAAAAAAAUGUAAUGAUUAAUAAAAUUUUUGUGGUUAUGUAUCUAAAUGUUCACAUUGGGGUUUUAAAUAAUAAUAUCUAGCCUGUAUACUUAUGCGAAACUUCAUCAUUCACGUUUUGCGGAUAUUGUGUCCUGUUGUUGCAAUCAAAAAAAUUGCGGGCGCCAUUUUUUAUCUUGCAAAAAAGUGUUUGCAAUUAAAAGAAAAGCGCUCGCGACAAAAAAAAAUAAUGUAAUGGUUUUAACUGUCUGUCUAUACAUGUAUAACUAGUAAGUAUCAUAUACUGUACAAAAGGCUGCAAAUUUGGGAAAAAAAAAUGUAAAAAAAAAAACAUUGGCCCCAUAUUUGGGGCUGUUAACAUACGCUUAAUAAUGUGGAUAGAAAAUGUACCUCAUAAGUUCUGAUUCAUAGAUUAGGCUGCGCGGGAGGUUUGAACGCGUUCUUUGCGUUGAACUUUCCCCCCUUUGCUUUGUUUGGGCUGGCUGCGCAGACGCAUGCGUGAUGUACUUUAUUUUUGAUGUAAAUAUUACUUUUUUUUUAUUGAAUAUUAUUUCGUCGGUCCGGAUGCGAGGCCGGGGGACGCGUUCAAACCGCCCGCCUAAAAAAAACUUAUAAUAUGUGUAACAAAAAAUCGCUGUAAAUUGUUUGUAAAAAUAGUCAUGUUCAGAAUUAAUUUUCAGUGUAGUUUUUGUUGAUUAUAUUUUUUUUUCAACCGGAAAUUGCUGAAUAAAGCGACGAUUCUGUUUCAA